CGGCAGUUAUGGAUGUGAUUUUUAUCUUGUGCGCAUGCUUCAGGUGAUAGAAAUCUGAGCACACUACCAGCGCUUUGAAAAGUGGAUGUUAUAAUACUUUCCUGUGGAUAUAUUGUCGCAUGCCUACCGCCAAAAGGACCGACCACACGGACAACCGGUAAAAUCAAACAAGAUCACAGGAUGGAUACUAGUGGGAAACCCUCCACAGCCCAAUUUCUGCUAUUGGCCACCAGCUCAGCACUUACUGCAGUCUUCUACUCUGUGUACUGGAGGAGGACAACAACAGUAGCAAGAUUAAAGGGAGCCAAGAAAGUGUCUAUUGAUCAGGAUAUGAAGAACAUCCUGACAGAAGCACCAGGAAAAUGUGUCCCGUACGCUGUUAUUGAAGGUGUUGUGAGAUCUGUGAAAGAAACCUUGAACAGCCAGUUUGUGGACAACUGCAAAGGGGUCAUCGAGAGGUUAACUCUAAAGGAGAAGAAGAUGGUGUGGAAUCGCACCACUCAUCUCUGGAACGAGAGUGAAAAGGUCAUCCACCAGCGUACCAGCACGGUGCCCUUUGACCUGGUAUCCCACGACGAGGCUGUGGCAGCCACCAUUCGGGUCAUCCGUCCCCUGGACUCCUCGGAGCUGGACCUGGAGACCACCUAUGAGAACUUUCACCCCACUGCCCAGUCCCUGACCAACGUCAUCGGCCACUUCAUCAGCGGGGAGCGCCCUAAAGGUAUCCACGAGAUGGAGGAGAUGUUACGUCUGGGGGAGAGUGUGACCGGGGUCGGGGAGCUGGUGCUGGACAACAACCUGGUGAAGCUCCAGCCUCCCAAGCAGGGCCUGAGGUACUUCCUCAGCCGACUGGACUAUGACUCCCUGGUGGAGAAGCAGCAGAGCACAGUCAGGUUCUGGAGGAUCCUGACUAUGAUGUUUGGUGUAGUUGCUUCCACAACGCUCUUCUUCAUCCUGUGGAAGCAGUGGGCUUACCAUACACAGAGGAGGAAGAAGAAGAAUGUUCUGGAGGAAUUCAAGGAGCAGCAGAGGAAGAGGAUGAGGGAGCUGAAUGUGGAGGAGGCCAGUGUUUCCCCUAGUGCCUGUACAGUGUGUUUGAGCCAGGAGCGUUCCUGUGUGUUCCUGGAGUGUGGGCAUGUCUGUGCUUGUGACCGGUGCUACCAGGCACUGCCAAAGCCAAAGAAGUGCCCUAUCUGCAGGGCGACGAUAGAGAGGGUAGUGCCUCUUUAUAACAGCUAAUGGACAAUGCCAUUUGGAUGGCCAUUGUAAAUGGACUGAUCUAAUGUCACUGAAAAAAGGAUUGUUGGCUUAUUUUUCUGUUUUCUUUCCUUAUAUAAUGUUUAAUUGAAAGAUCAAGCUGACUUGUAGCUUGAUUUGAGUUAUAGCAGUUGAACUGAAAACAUGUAAUAUCCAGGAUCCUUCUUAGUUGUAGAAUCAACUCAGAACUUGAAUGUUUUCACCUCAAUGUUUCUCCAAAGCACACAUCAAAGCGAUUUUGAAUAAAUAAAGACAAACAAAAUAAAUAUAUCCUCAACCUA
Oncorhynchus kisutch (coho salmon) is the source of this 1538-nucleotide messenger RNA. Its product is annotated as mitochondrial ubiquitin ligase activator of NFKB 1-like. Gene Ontology annotation, biological process: protein ubiquitination; organelle organization. Gene Ontology annotation, cellular component: mitochondrion. Gene Ontology annotation, molecular function: ubiquitin-protein transferase activity. The coding region runs from base 181 to 1239 and encodes 352 amino acids. NCBI's taxonomy places the organism in Eukaryota, Metazoa, Chordata, Actinopteri, Salmoniformes, Salmonidae. The transcript is spliced from 5 exons. The record is from RefSeq and is a predicted model, not a curated record.